Messenger RNA from Hipposideros armiger (great roundleaf bat), 1204 nucleotides. RefSeq names its product dynein regulatory complex subunit 8 (gene DRC8). The record is from RefSeq and is a predicted model, not a curated record. Lineage: Eukaryota; Metazoa; Chordata; Mammalia; Chiroptera; Hipposideridae. Gene Ontology annotation, molecular function: calcium ion binding. The transcript is spliced from 7 exons. The coding region runs from base 415 to 909 and encodes 164 amino acids. Gene Ontology annotation, cellular component: sperm principal piece.
AAAAAAAAAAUCGAGUAACGCUACAUCGUCCCAACAGGAGGGGUGGGGGAGAGCUGUAUGUCUGAUGUCCCCAAACGGAUCAAAAAUAAGGGAAAGGAGGCUUUCGGAACUUUAUUAAAUAACUCCUCUGUGUCAGAGAAAUCAAGGCUCAGGCUCCGCUUGUGCAGGGAAACCGCUCCAGCCGGUGGGGGCGGCGGGACGGGGCUCCCGGUCUCGCGGGCGCGAGGGGGUCGCGGCGGGAAGUGGGGGAAGGGCGCGUGCUCGGGGCCGCCCCUCCCCCAGUCCAAGGGUCCGCUUCCCUCCGGGUUCGGGCGGCGGUCCUGCAGGCCCGACUCGCCGCGGGGACUGGCGGGGCAAGGACGCCGCGCCCCAGGGUAACCACAGUCAUCGCUCAGGCAACGGGCUCCGCACAAGAUGGCGGACGAUAAAGAAAGGGAACGCACAGCGAUAGCAGUGGCAGAAUUUCACAAAAAAAUCAAAGAGGCUUUUGAAGUGUUUGACCAUGAGUCGAAUAAUACAGUGGAUGUGAGGGAGAUCGGAACAAUCAUCAGGUCACUGGGAUGCUGCCCCAAUGAAGGAGAACUCCACGACUUCAUUGCGGAGAUAGAGGAAGAAGAACCCACUGGAUACAUUCGAUUUGAAAAAUUUCUUCCAGUGAUGACCAAUGUACUAACGGAAAGAAGAUACAGACCAAUUCCAGAAGAUAUCCUUCUUCGAGCCUUUGAGGUAUUAGAUACAGCUAAACGUGGGUUUCUUUCUAAGGAAGAACUGAUCAAAUAUAUGACUGAAGAAGGUGAGCCGUUUUCUCAGGAGGAAAUGGAAGAAAUGCUAUCUGCUGCAAUUGAUCCAGAAUCGAAUACAAUUCAUUACAAGGACUAUAUAACAAUGAUGGUGAUAGAUGAAAACUAAAUACUCUGAACAUCUAAUUUCUAAUUGAAAGGACAAUUUUAAAAAUUACUUGUCCUUGUUAAUCUACCUUUUAUCUUAUAAUUCCGACAUAUGCUAAUUCAUGCCGCAUGACAACUAUGUCAAGAUAGUUUGUUUUUUAAAAGAUGAUCAUAACAAUUAAAAAAAUUAUUUGUUAUAUAUCUUGCUGUGUGGAAUGACAAAUUGCUAAUUAUUUUAAAACUAUUCUUAAAACAUUUUAGUAUUAUCCAUGGAUUAUUAAUUUUCCACAAUAAAACCCAGGUUACCUUCAAAUUAA